UCGCUAAGUUUACUCCAUCACCAUUCACCACAGCAGCGCAGCUUAGCCAGCGUACGCCCUCGCUCGCUCACUCGCUCUUCGUUCACCUCAGUUUGCAGCCAAGAUGAAGUCGAGCAGCGGCGGCCAUGUCGUGGGAGUCCCGGUGACCUCCAAGGCCUAUGGCAUAGAGGAGAAGGUGCCAGCCAAGGAUCACCUUGCUGUCUCCUUGACGCACCCCAGCCCCUACACUUCUUUCGGCUACAAGCACAGCAGCAAGGGUCAAGUCGUCCACUGGGUGAGCAACCUGAGCAGGAGGGCACAAGGCUUCCGUGAGCAUGUGACUCUGGGCCCCAAGAUUUCCGAGACCGUCAAGGGGAAGCUGAGCCUGGGGGCCAAGAUCCUGCGCGCCGGCGGGGUCGACCGCGUCUUCCGGAAGGCCUUCCCGGCCGACAAGGGCGAGCGGCUGGUCAAGGCGCUGCAGUGCUACCUCUACACCACCGGCGGGCCCAUCGCCGGGAUGCUCUUCGUCUCCACCAGGAAGGUCGCCUUCCGCAGCGACCGCCCCGUCGCCGUCACCUCCCCGACCGGCGACGUCGCGCGGGUCUCCUACAAGGUGGUCGUCCCGCUCAAGAGGAUCGGCAAGGUGCGGCCGAGCGAGAACCUCGAGAGGCCCGACGAGAAGUACAUCCACGUCUCCACCGUGGACGGCUUCGAGUUCUGGUUCAUGGGCUUCGUCAGCUACCAGAGGUCCUUCAAGUGCAUGCAGCAGCUCAUUUGCUCCGACCUGCAAUGACUAGGGCGGCGUGGCCUGGAUACGAGGCCCGUCGUUUGUUCCGUCGGCACGAUGAGAAGAGGAGCCGUGGGCUGCUGCUACGCCAUGUUUUGCUGUGGAGUAGCAAUUGCCACGGCUAGGAUUGCUCCGUCUUAUUUCGGAUCGGAGCAGCUUAGUAGAUCCUUCCGCGUACGAUUUGGAUUGCCUUUUGUUUUCUUCUUUGUACUUGGAUGGACCAAGAUAUUGACCGUGCUGCAUGUGAAUGAAUGGAAAUGCACUUCUUCCAAAUUGUUA
Messenger RNA from Lolium rigidum, 1045 nucleotides. Its product is annotated as GEM-like protein 7. The transcript has 3 exons. The record is from RefSeq and is a predicted model, not a curated record. Bases 104 to 772 code for a protein of 222 amino acids. Lineage: Eukaryota; Viridiplantae; Streptophyta; Magnoliopsida; Poales; Poaceae.